CUUAACUGGCACCGUGUUCGAGGGACCUGGCCCAGCUGGGAAUUGUUCAACAACUCACGAUCGACACUCGGCCGCUCAUUUAUUCAUUCACUUUACCCUGCAGUCUGUCACUUGUACUGUCAGCGAUAUCCGUUAUUAUCCUUCGCCCUUCCGACAACCUCGUAUGCAAUCCUAGCAUGGAUUAGAACCAUAUAAAAAAGAUAUAUCACUUAUUGCUAAUUCGUAUUGUCCGCCGGUAACUCCAACUUGGUACUCGACUACUUCCUUCCACCAUGGCUGAAGUCGAAAAUCCCCCCGCCCAGAGUGGUCGCCAUGAGAAGCCUGAUGAAGCCAAGUACAAGGCCGAUCUAGCAAAGGCCGAGAAGGAGCACGAAGCUGCUCAGGCCAGAUUUAAUGCCAGCCGCGCAAAACUUGACAGCGCCCGCCCUGGAAAGUCCACCCCUGCAAACGACCGUUUCAAAGAGCUGGUCGACGACCAGAAGUCGAUCCGUUCAAAGCAGCAGGAAUUCAAGUCGGCAAAGGCGGGGCAACAGGACAAGUACAACCAGAAUGAGAACCUCAUCAAGAAGCUCAUUGCCGAACAAAAGGAUACUCGCGGUCGUGUUGGCUUCAAGAGCGCGGACGAAAUCGAAGCCAAGAUCAACAGCAUGAUGAAGGACGUGGACUCGGGCCACAUGAAGCUGGUCGACGAGAAGAAAGCUUUGGCCGAAGUGUCUUCCUUGCGCAAGCAUAAAAAGACAAUGGGAGGUCUCGACGAUCUACAAAAGAAGAUUGAUGAGAAGAAGGCUGAAAACGCCGAACUCAAGAAAACCUUUGACAGCCCAGAAACUCGUGCUUUGUCGCAGAAGUAUGAGGACAAUCAAAAAGAGCUGGACGACAUCAAGGCUGCCCGAGAAGACACCAACAAGAAUUACGAUACCCUCAAGGCCGAGCGCGAGAAGCUGUACCAGGAGCAACAAGAGACAUACUCCGCCAUCAGAAAGAUCAAGGACGAAUACUACGGUCAGAGAAAGGCGUACAAGGCCCACGAGGAUCAAGUCUACCAGCAAAGACGUGAAAGACAAAAGGCUGAGCGUGACGCCUACGAAAAGGAGAAGCGUCGCCGCAUCGCCGAGCAGAAACUUGAGGAGGCCGGCGAGCCCGCUUUCCUCGACCAGAUCCGUACUGCUGAAGGGCUGAUCCGACAUUUCGACCCUUCUUCGAGUACGGGAAGCGAGGAAAAGGGCCCCGGUGAAUUUGCUGCUACCGCUCAACGUACGGUAGACGAGUCCGGCUUCAAGGGCAUGAAAGUCGUGAAGAAGGAAGAAGAGGACUUCUUCGCCGGCAGCGGAGGCAAGAAGAAGGGUAAGGGCAAGAAGGGUGGUGCAGCGGCUGCUCCCGAAUCCGGCAAACUGAACAUGAACAUCGGCAUUAUUGAGGAAUUGGCCAAAGUUGGCAUCGACCCUCCCAGUACUCAGGCUGAUGUUCCUGGCGUCGUCGAGAAGCUGAAGUCCAAGUUGGAGGGAUGGAAGAAGGACCAAGAUAGCCAGACCCAAAAGAACGUUGAGAAGGCCAAGAAAGAGAUCGAGAAGUUGGAGCAGGAGGCUGCCGAAGCCUCGAAGGCCGAUGCUGGAGAAGGCCGCGCAAACCGAGGAAAGAAGGUGUCCUCGAAGGAUACUGGGGUCAAUGGUCAAGUCUCCGCUGAUGGUGAGCUUGCUCAAGAGAAGGAUGCUGUGGCUGAUGUCACCAAGGAGUUGAAGGAGGCUAAGCUUGAAGACGCCGAAGUUGCGGAUGGUGAAACCGCCUGAAGCUUUCUCGGUGCCUGAGUUCAGGCCACGGAGAUUACUGCAUUCGCCCUACUCUAGCUUGCUCUGAUAUGGGGGACUUUUGCAUUCGUUCUGGAAAAGCGGUUGAAAAGCAUAGCAUUGAGCGCACCUAUGCAGAUCCAGGCACCAAAAUUGAUACAUUGUUAUACAAAACCUUGCAUACCAAGAUAUUCGACCAUGAUAGUACUCCUGCUUUGAAAAUGUUGUUGAAGUGUUUGUCUAUCUCCACUA
Molecule: messenger RNA, 2036 nt
Organism: Exophiala viscosa
Lineage: Eukaryota; Fungi; Ascomycota; Eurotiomycetes; Chaetothyriales; Herpotrichiellaceae
Exons: 3
Coding region: 273-1787 (504 amino acids)
Biological process (GO): intracellular mRNA localization
Cellular component (GO): ribonucleoprotein complex; nuclear outer membrane-endoplasmic reticulum membrane network; endoplasmic reticulum
Molecular function (GO): mRNA binding
Source: RefSeq, a predicted model, not a curated record